Esox lucius (northern pike) is the source of this 3721-nucleotide messenger RNA. It is a transcript of the gene etv5a, whose product is annotated as ETS variant transcription factor 5a. Lineage: Eukaryota; Metazoa; Chordata; Actinopteri; Esociformes; Esocidae. Gene Ontology annotation, cellular component: nucleus. Gene Ontology annotation, molecular function: sequence-specific DNA binding; DNA-binding transcription factor activity, RNA polymerase II-specific. The transcript is spliced from 13 exons. Gene Ontology annotation, biological process: regulation of transcription by RNA polymerase II; cell differentiation. Bases 206 to 1849 code for a protein of 547 amino acids. The record is from RefSeq and is a predicted model, not a curated record.
UAGCUUUCAGUCUAGUUGUAUGAUUCGAAGGGAGCGCAUCAAUUAAUCACGGAACGAAGACAUUGUGGAUUUAUUAGCCUACAUUCUUCCCAUGCUGUAACGGAAUUGAAACGCAUAAAGGUUGAACUUUUAGUUAAUAGAGACCGUUGCGCUAUCGCUUUAACGCGAACCCCACUUUCUGGGAACUUCCGAAGACCUGGAUAACAUGGACGGAUUCUAUGAUCAGCAAGUCCCAUUUCUGGUCCCAGCGAAUCAGAAAUCUCACGUGGAUGAAACAUACAGCAGGUCAGUCAUAGACAACAGGAAAAGGAAGUUUGUUGACACAGAACUUGCCCAGGACACAGAAGACCUCUUCCAAGACCUUAGUCAGCUGCAGGAGAUCUGGAUUGCAGAAGGUGAGUUGACUUCCCAGGUGCCCGAUGACGAACAGUUUGUUCCAGAUUUCCAGUCGGAUAGCUUGAUGUUUCAUGGCCCCCCACCAACCAAGAUUAAACGGGAACUGAGUCCUUCCAAAGAGCUGUCUCCUUGUAGCCAGGACAGGAGUCCCAUGCCGUACACAGAGAAGUGCCUUUACAGUUACAGUGCCUAUGAGAGGAAACCUAGUGUGGGCUACAAGCCAUUGACCCCUCCCUCCACACCCGCGUCGCCGUGCAGUUCCUCCAACACCCCAGGGACACAUCCGCACGGCGUGCCGACUCCACCCCCUCAUCCUCAGAUACCCAAUCAGAACCAGACGCAAGGGCCCCGCCCCUUGACGCAUGGGCAACCUGGCAACCAAGUGGUUGGCCCCGCCCAUAACCAGCAGAGGCCGCUCCCCCUUCACAGCCAGAGCCCGCCCUUUGCUGUGCCCUGCCCCCCGUCACACCUCCGUCAGGAUGGCACCUACAGCCCCGAGCACAGGUUCCAAAGGCAGAUGUCGGAGCCGUGUCUACCCUUCCCUCCCUCUGAGAGCCCGGCGUGCCCCCAGUUCCUGGCACAACAGCAGGCCCCCGGCCACAACUCUAUGCCGCGGGACGGGAGGCCCCCCUACCACCGCCAGAUGUCCGAGCCCCUGGUCCCCGUGCCCCCACGCGGCUACAAGCAGGAGCUGCUGGACCCUCGCUACGCGGAGCAGGGGAGCGUCCCCUCCGUGGGCCGUCGUCAGGUUGCCUUCCACCCCAUGGCCGUCAAGCAGGAGCCCCGGGACUUCUGCUUUGACUCUGAAGUGCCUAAUUGUCAGUCUACAUUUGGAAGAGGAGGGACCUUUUACCAAAACAACCAAGAAAGUUUUCACUUUGACAGAGAGCCUCACCUCUACUACGACGACGCCUGUGUGGUUCCAGACAGACUAGAAGGCAAGGUCAAGCAGGAACCCUCAGUGUACCGGGACGGCCCACCGUACCAGCGCCGCGGCUCCCUGCAACUCUGGCAGUUCCUGGUCACCCUUUUAGACGACCCGGCCAACGGUCACUUCAUCGCCUGGACGGGCCGGGGCAUGGAGUUCAAACUCAUAGAGCCAGAAGAGGUGGCUCGUCGCUGGGGUAUCCAGAAGAACAGGCCAGCCAUGAACUAUGACAAGCUAAGUCGUUCCCUGCGCUACUACUACGAGAAGGGCAUCAUGCAGAAGGUAAAGGUUGCCGGCGAGAGGUACGUGUACAAGUUUGUGUGCGACCCCGAGGCCCUGUUCUCCAUGGCUUUCCCUGACAACCAGAGGCCCAACCUGAAGGCGGACCCAGACAGCCUGCCCUGCGGUGGGGUCGACGACGACACCGUGCCCCUCACCCAUUACAACGACAACCCCCCUUACUUGGUGGACUCCGGGGAGCAAUGUGUAGGAGGCCUGCCCUUUCCCGACGGCUACGGCUACUGACACAGCUCAUGCGUUACACACUCCCUCUACUACUCCUGAACCCGACCCGGGGCUCAAACUGACGAGGCUGAGCGAAGACUGGAUCAAACCUGAACCCGAUCCCUCCCUUUCCUCUCGCCAAUAAGUCACUCCUUCGAUCCUGUCCACUUACAGAUUAACUUAACCCUCCCCCUAAAACGACUGAGGAGAAACCUGCACCGACCAAAUUCUCUGACGUCCUCUACUGUACAGAGAGAGUGGGCAGUGACAGCGAGGGUGGAAUGUACGCCGGCGGCUUUGCCGACUCAAGGCGAGGUGGCGUUGUUGUUGCUAUGGAGACCAAGAAGAAGCGAUGGAGUGCCGGGGGCCGUGUUAUGGUGUCAACAUGCCGGAGGACUGACAGAUCUCUCUGCAAGAAUUGUAGCAAUUCUGAUUUUUGACAAUCUGCUUUUUCUAAAAGAUGAAAAGUAUAUUACAAAUGAAAGUUUUAAUUCUCACUAAAAUAUCUAUAAAUGCAGCACUAUUCUAUAGUUGCCUUUUUGGUCCCCCAUAAUUCUAUAUUUUUCUGCCACAUAAACAGCACGAUGUGUGUUAGUAAGAAAGGGCUUUAAUUUUCAAGAUAUCAAUGAAAGAAACUCAAAACCCACAGACUUGUUAGUUUCUGUAGACAUGGUAAAGACAUGUCUGGUAGUAUGCUGGCUUUUUUACAGUUUGGUUUAGAAUUAGUAGUACUCUAACCUACUGAGACACUUUGUUUCAGAUUAGAUGGCUGGAUUCCUCUAACCAGAGGCCUAUAACUUUUUAUAGUUUCUUUUUUUUUUUUUUGAAAUGAGUCUUGGUUAUGUUUUUAUCCAGUGUAAUCUGGGCCAGAUUACUGAACAGGCACACAGGGCAAAUGUGUUUAAAUGCAGGACGUUACCUAGAAGUUAGCUUAUAUUGCCUCAGCUGUAACUAACAAAUCAGUACUAAAAAUUAAUUCAAUAUAAAUUUGCCCUGCAGGAAUCCUUUUUAUUUUCCAAAAGGGACACCUCCAGUAAAUGUUUCCCAGAGAUUCAGAAUUUAUAUGCCUCAAAGGUUACAUUAUAAAGGUCAUUUAUUUCAUUGGGUGCUUGAUGUUUUCUCUGCAAUGAGUGUACUAGUUUCUCAGAUGCACCAGGAUGGCAGGCAUCGUUCAGGACCUUGCAUGCGAAGGGCUGAUUCUACACCUUUCCCUGGACGCGUCUUUCUGCCAAUCACAGGUUGUCGACAAGAGACCUCUGCUUCUCUUUGCAUGACCGUGUAUUCAAACUGUCCACCAACAUAUCGCUUUACUCUGGACAAAGCAGACAUUGUGAAAGUUCUCUGCAUUUUGUUCAUGUUUUUGUUUCUUAAAUGGGGAAAAAGACAAACUUAUAUAAAUAUAUAUUUUUGCUAAGUCUGCAUCUGUUUGAUUUUAUUAUUGUAUACUUCUGUAUAGUUCUGCCUAUAACAGAUAUGUAUCUUUUAAAAAAAACAUCUAAAUCCCUGUGAUGCGAUUUUAUUAUAUUACUGCAGACAGUUUGCUUUAGAGGUCAUUUUUGGUGAAUGAAAAGAUGACUAACUAGAAGAUUGUCUUAUAAAGGGGUGGUUUGGCUGGGGUUCUUUAGGAUAUCCUAAAUGUCCCUCUACUCCUAGUAUAGUGAACUACUUUUUUUUCAACUGGGAUCACUAUAUAUUGUGAAUAGGGAGCCAUUUUAUACUCAGUCUCUCAAUAAAGGGAUGUGUGUAUCCACCUAUAGUCUCUGCCCUUACCUGGCCAAUGGUUGUAUGCACCUGUAUAGGCUUCACCUUGUCUCCCUCUUCACAAUGUGUACCUUACACUGCUGAGUUUAUUAUCAUCUGUACGGGGUACAAUAAACUGUCCUUUCUGCUUCA